This is a messenger RNA of Vigna unguiculata (cowpea), 837 nucleotides long. RefSeq lists its product as uncharacterized. NCBI's taxonomy places the organism in Eukaryota, Viridiplantae, Streptophyta, Magnoliopsida, Fabales, Fabaceae. Gene Ontology annotation, molecular function: nucleic acid binding. The record is from RefSeq and is a predicted model, not a curated record. Gene Ontology annotation, biological process: DNA integration.
AUGACACUACUUACUCGGAAGGACCAACCCUUCACUUGGACGAACAAGUGUGAGGAUAGUUUUCAGGAGCUUAAACGGAGGUUGACUAGUGCUCCCAUAUUGGUAAUUCCGGAUGUGGGGAAACCGUUCGAAGUCUACUGUGACGCAUCUCAUCUUGGGCUCGGCUGUGUUCUAAUGCAAGAGAAGAAGGCAGUGGUGUAUGCUUCAAGACAACUAAAGGUGCAUGAGUGUAACUAUCUCACUCAUGACCUAGAGUUGGCAGCCAUAGUGUUCGCCUUGAAGAUCUGGAGACACUAUCUUUAUGGUGCUCAAUUUCGCGUGUUCAAUAACCACAAGAGGAAGGAAAAUGUGGUGGUUGAUGCCUUGAGUAGGAAGACCGUACAUGCUACACACCUUAUGAUCAAGGAGGUGAAGUUACUAGAGAAAUUCCGAGAUAUGAAGCUACGGGUGAAGUUGGGAUUUGAGUUCAUUAGAUGUAGCACCCUUACUAUAUAUAGUGACUUCUUGGACUCAAUCAGAGAGAGACAGUUAUUGGAUGCCAGUCUAAACAGGGUCAGAGAACAACUUGGGUCGGAUGAGGCUAGAGACUUUGGUUUGGGUGAUGAUGGCAUACUGAGGUUCCAGGGCAAAGUAUGCAUACCUGACGAUGUUGAGAUCACGAGGAGGAUUGGACCGGUGGCUUACGAGAUAGUUUUACCCCCGCAAUUGGCAAACCUUCACCCAGUGUUCCACGUCUCACAAUUGAGAAAGUAUGUACUUGACCCGACUCAUGUGUUGGAAGCCGAGAUAUACAAAUCAGGGAAGAUCUCACAAUGGAAGUACCACCCAUCGCUUUAG